Molecule: messenger RNA, 1379 nt
Organism: Danio rerio (zebrafish)
Lineage: Eukaryota; Metazoa; Chordata; Actinopteri; Cypriniformes; Danionidae
Gene: cygb2
Product: cytoglobin 2
Biological process (GO): removal of superoxide radicals; oxygen transport
Cellular component (GO): nucleus; cytoplasm
Molecular function (GO): heme binding; nitrite reductase activity; superoxide dismutase activity
Source: RefSeq, marked validated
AACAUCUGUGUUCGAGGGUAGAUAGAGACCUAAGCAGCUCGUAAGACAAGGAACACAAAAGGUGUCGAUGAGAUUGACAACAGAGACAGAGACAGCAGAUACAUUCAUCGGAAAAUUGCCAGAAGUGAAUUCAUCCUGCCUGCACCAGGGAGUGAGGGGCAUAGAGUGAGAGGGGGGCGGAUGCACACUCUCUACUCUCUUGCCCUGGAUUUCUGUUGCCCCCUCCGCCAACUUCGUCAGUCUUCCCCACCACCACAGCCUCUCAUUUCACCAUCUGUUCCCGCAUCAGGAGCAAGUACCCCGUGGUGUGUCUGUGGCAUGGAGAAAGAGAGGGAGGAUGAAGAGACGGAGGGGAGGGAGAGACCAGAGCCUCUGACGGAUGUGGAGCGGGGCAUCAUUAAGGACACCUGGGCACGUGUUUAUGCAAGUUGUGAGGAUGUAGGCGUCACUAUACUAAUCAGAUUCUUUGUUAACUUCCCCUCAGCAAAGCAGUAUUUCAGUCAGUUCCAGGAUAUGGAGGAUCCGGAGGAGAUGGAGAAAAGCUCUCAGCUGAGAAAACAUGCCCGACGUGUCAUGAACGCCAUUAACACAGUUGUGGAGAACCUACAUGACCCAGAGAAAGUAUCAUCUGUGCUGGUACUGGUGGGAAAAGCACAUGCCUUUAAAUACAAAGUGGAACCAAUAUACUUCAAAAUCUUAAGUGGGGUUAUUCUGGAGAUACUUGCAGAGGAGUUUGGAGAGUGCUUUACACCAGAGGUACAGACUUCCUGGUCCAAACUGAUGGCAGCAUUGUACUGGCAUAUCACAGGGGCCUAUACUGAAGUGGGGUGGGUCAAACUAUCCAGCUCAGCAGUCUGAGAAGGCCUGGCACAUUCACAAUCAACACACAUAAGAUAACACUGGCUGUGAUCAAUAAGUUUGGCUAGCUAAACAAUUGAUGUAAUAUGAAAAGGUAAAAGAAAAUAAUUCUGAAAGAAGUGAGACUGAAAUCUGUUCAUCAUUAAAUGUGUCAUUCUCUUGUACCUUGUUUUAUACAUAAUAACUCAGUAUAUAGUAUAUACUGACUUUUCAGAUGUUGUCUAUGCCACGUAUAAUGUGCUAUUGUGAAUUUUAAGGUUAGUAUUGUGUACUUACUUAAUCUCAACUCUAUAGCCUUCAAGUAAAAUAAUGGGAAGUUGGGAUCAUUUGAAUACAAAUAAAAUGUUAUAUUUUUGUAAUUAUUACUGAUUUUGUACCAAGUAUGGUAUCUCAUGUAUCGAUACUGACUGUAUGAUUUGUUUUCUUUUUGGUCAUAAUAUUACAUUUGAAGGGGUUAUACAACAUUAAUACAAAAUAAAAUGAAAUGUUACUGUGAUUAUAAUAAAUAUUCUCUACAAGCA